This is a messenger RNA of Triticum turgidum subsp. durum (durum wheat), 1386 nucleotides long. NCBI's taxonomy places the organism in Eukaryota, Viridiplantae, Streptophyta, Magnoliopsida, Poales, Poaceae. The record is from the annotation of a GenBank genome assembly.
AUGGCGAUCGGCGGCGGCGGCGGAGGCGGGAGCUGGAGCAUCCACGGCCGCCCGGAUGUCACCUCCCGCUACGAUGUCCUCGGACGCGCUGGCUCUGGCGCCUACGCCGACGUCUACCGCGGCCGUCGCCGCUCCGACGGCGCACCGGUUGCCCUCAAGGAGGUCCAUGACGCUGUCAGCGCCCAGCGCGAGGUCGACGCCCUCCUCGCCGCCGCCUCUGAGUCCUCCCCUCAUGUCAUCACGCUCCUCGACCACUUCCCCGGUGGCGACCACGACGACGACGUCCUCGUCCUUGAGUGGCUCCCGCUCGACCUCGCCGCCGUCGUUCGCGAAGGGAGGCGCGCGGGCGGCCUCCCUGCCGGCCAGCUCAAGAGAUGGAUGCUGCAGGUCAUCGAAGGCGUCGCCGCCUGCCACCGCGCCGGCCUCGUGCACCGCGACCUCAAGCCCGGAAACCUGCUCAUCUCCGAGGACGGGGUCCUCAAGGUCGCGGACUUUGGUCAGCUGCUGUGCUCCGACAUGGAGGUUAACUAUCUUGGAAUUAAAAUCGCCAGGAUUCUUCAAGAACAGCCAUCUGAUGAACCGGAAAUUCCUGCUGCUCAGGAGCCAGAGACACUCACUGCAGCUGAUUACCUACAUGAGAUUGACCAACUCCGGGCCAAGUCCACUUAUGGAGAUGUUGACAGAAUGAGCCUUCAGGAUGGAAACACCUCCUGUCUUGCCACUUGCAGCACAGCUGACAUCGACGAUGAUCCAUUUAGAGCCUCAUAUUCGUAUGAUGCUGAAGAAGACAUCGGGGAUGAAGAGUCUGGUGCCUUCACUUCUUGCGUUGGAACACGGUGGUUUAGAGCUCCUGAGCUCCUAUAUGGGUCAACCAGCUACGGCCAAGAGAUCGACCUGUGGUCACUAGGAUGCAUUUUGGCUGAGCUUCUCAGUUUAGAGCCCAUAUUCCCAGGCCAAUCUGAUAUUGACCAGAUUGGUAGAAUCAUCGGAGUCCUCGGCAAUAUCACAGAAGAGUCCUUUCCUGGCUGUUCAAAUUUACCCGAUUACAACAAGAUCUUCUUCAGCAAGGUUGAGAAGCCUACGGGCCUCAAAGCAUCACUUCCUAACAGAUCUGCCUCUGAGGUUAGCAUAGUAAAGCGGCUACUUUGCUAUGACCCAGCAAAGAGGGCUAGCGCUUCCGAAUUGCUGAAUGAUCCGUACUUCACUGAAGAACCCUUACCCGUACCUACCGAGGCGCUACAAGUCCCGGCAUCAAAGGGCGAGGACGAUGACAGCUCUGCGGAAGAAUGGGGUAAUUACAGGGACGGCAAUUCGGAUUCGGACAUUGACGAAUUCGGCAGCAUGGAUGUCACCAAAACUGACAAGGGUUUUAGCAUACGCUUUUAG